CCGGGCUGUGUAGGCGUGCCCUGGACUAGAAGUCACUGCAGUCUGAAUUACUGCAACUUCUCCAAGUUUAGGAAAAACUGCGCCGUCUGCCCAGUGCUUUGCAAAGCGCUUCAGUCCCCUCACAAUAAAUCACCCACCUCUUCCAGUUUGUUCUACCCUGCUUUGCCUUAUCAUGCAUAACAGCCAUGUCAUCCAUGUGCUCUUCUCGCUUCUCUGCAUCGCAUUGAGUGCCCAGUCUGAGCCAGAGAUAGACGAAGUGGUUCCCAGGCUGCUGUCCGGGCAGGAGGCGCACCUGUCCCCGGACCACACUGCGCGCACACUGCGGCGCCGCGGCCAGCGCUCCCUGGACGACCCGGGUGGAGGACAUUCUGACCCGGAUAACAUCAUUCUUUCACUGCCCGCUUUCGGAAGGAGCCUGUAUUUAAACCUGACGCGGGACAGCGCCUUUCUGUCAGGGGACUUCGUGGUCGAGGAGAGGCUUGGGGAGCAGAGCGCAGCGGUGAACCGCUUAUCCACGAAGCACCACUGCUUUUACUCCGGCUCCAUCAUUAACCACACUGACUCCCAGGCAUCACUGAGCACCUGUGGCGGCCUGAUUGGGCUCAUCCAGCUCGGGGAGGUCAGCCUAUUCAUUCAGCCGGUGGGUGAAAAUGGCCCCUCUCAAUCGUUCUCCGGACUAAAACACCGGCUGCUGCGACACAGACGCUGUGCCAAGACCAGCUCUGCUCCAGAUGUUGACCAGUCGAAUUACUGUGGGACUGUACACGGAAAAAAAAAGAAGAAGAUGUCAAAAGUGGAUGAAGAGGGUCGCGGCAAGAGAGACGUCAUUCGCUUACACGAGGCAUACACAGUGGAGACGGUGGUGGUGGCAGACUCCGACAUGGUGCAGUACCACGGGGCCGAGGCAGCACAGAGGUUCUUGCUGACAGUCAUGAACAUGGUCUACAACAUGUUCCACCACCAGAGUCUGGGAGUCAGGAUCAACAUUCGUGUCACCAAGCUGGUGUUGCUUCACAGACGUCCAGAAAAGCUUAAGGUGGGCCAUCAUGGAGAAAGAUCUCUGGAGAGCUUCUGUCAUUGGCAGUAUCAGGAGUUUGGGGGACCCCGGUACCUCGGCACCAACCACGUUCCAGGGGGAAGGGAGGACAUCCCACCAGUGGACGCUGCUGUGCUGGUCACCAGGACAAAUUUCUGCGUUCAUAAAAACGAACCCUGUGAUACUGUGGGUAUUGCUUAUCUGGGGGGUGUCUGCAGUGCCAGAAGGAAGUGUGUGUUAGCAGAGGACAAUGGACUCAAUCUGGCCUUCACCAUUGCUCACGAGCUGGGACACAACAUGGGCAUGAGCCAUGAUGACGACCAUGCCACCUGCACUGGUCACUCGGACAUCAUGUCCGGGGAAUGGGUGAAAGGAAGAAACCCCAGCGACCUGUCCUGGUCCUCCUGCAGCCGCGACGACCUGGAGAACUUCCUCAGGUCCAAAGCAAGUGGUUGCCUUCUGCACACCGACCCCAGAAGACGUUACCAGGUCCGGCUUCCUCCCAAGCUGCCAGGCAUGCACUACAGCGUGGAUGAACAGUGCCAGAUCCUGUUUGGAUCCAAUGCCACUUUCUGCAAUGACAUGGAGCACUUGAUGUGCGCUGGCCUGUGGUGUUUAGUAGAGGGAGAUGCUUCCUGCAAGACCAAACUGGAUUCUCCUCUGGAUGGAACGGAGUGUGGCACAGACAAGUGGUGCAGGGCAGGCGAGUGUGUCAGUAAGACUCCCAUCCCUCAGCAUGUGGACGGAGACUGGAGUCCAUGGAGCCAGUGGAGCAUGUGCAGCAGGACCUGUGGUACUGGAGUCCAGUUCAGACAAAGGAAAUGUGACAACCCUCCGCCUGGACCUGGUGGACGACACUGUCAGAAGUCCAGUGUGGAGCACAAGGCCUGUGAACGUCCUCCCUGUCCCAAGGGAGCGCCCAGCUUCAGAGACCUGCAGUGUCUGUCUUACAAUCAAAAUGAAAGCAGCAAGAAGACGGGCAGCAUGCUUACUGCUAUUAUUAAUGAUGAUAAGCCGUGCAUGUUGUUCUGCAGCCCAGUGGGUCGAGAUGUUCCAGUCCUGAUGGCUGACAGAGUGAUGGACGGGACGCCCUGCGGACCAUACGAGGCUGACCUGUGUGUGAAUGGAAGAUGUCAGAAAAUUGGCUGUGACGGCAUCAUCGGCUCUUCAGCCAAAGAGGACCGCUGUGGUACUUGUAAUGGAGAUGGGCACUCCUGUAAGAUAGUGAGAGGAGACUUCAACCACACCAAAGGAAUGGGUUACAUCGAAGCUUUGGUUAUCCCUGCGGGAGCCAGGAGGAUCAAAGUUGUGGAGGACAAACCCUCACAUAGCUUUCUGGCUCUACAAGACUCCAGUAAAGGGUCCAUCAACAGUGACUGGAAGAUCGAGCUUCCAGGAGAGUUUCAGUUGGCCGGGACCACGGUGCGCUAUGUUAGAAGGGGACUUUGGGAGAAGAUGUCUGCCAAGGGACCCACUAAUACACCCUUACACCUGAUGGUGCUGCUCUUUCAUGACCAGACCUACGGUAUCCACUAUGAGUACACAGUGUCCCUGAACACCACUCAAGGCAGGAGCAGUGAGGAGCCAAGGGAGCCAGAGUAUCUCUACAUCUGGACGCACAGCAGUUGGCAGGACUGUACUGUCCAAUGCGGAGGAGGUGAGAGGAGGACAGUGGUUUCCUGUAUGAGGAUAGUCAAUAAAUCCAUGGAGGCUGUCAACAAUAGCUACUGUCAACCUGAGAACCGACCACACCCCCAAGUACGACUAUGCAACUCCCAUCCCUGCCAGUACCGGUGGGUGACAGGAGAGUGGGGAUCCUGCUCCGUCACAUGUGGUAAAGGUGUUCAGCAGAGGGACGUGGCUUGUGUUUACCAUUUUCAGAAUGGCUCACUCAUCCACACCAGGGAUCUGUAUUGCCAAGGAGGAAAACCUCCUGUUGUGCAGGGCUGUGAGGGCCGCCUCUGCCUCACUUUGUGGGAGGCUUCAGAAUGGUCCAAGUGUUCAUCGGGCUGUGGUCCAGGUGUUCACAAGCGCACAGUGUCAUGUACAAACCAGGGUCUGUGUGAUCCUCUGUCCCAGCCCACUCAGGAGGAGCCCUGUGAGGACUACUCCAGAUGUUACGAAUGGAAGACUGGAGACUGGUCCAAGUGCUCAUCAUCCUGCGGGAAGGGCCUGCAGUCGCGAGUGGUCCAGUGUAUGCACAAAGUGACUGGUAACGACUGCCCAGUGACGCUGAGACCACCGACCUACCAGCCCUGUCAUCAUGGUACCUGCAACGACAAAAUCAAUGUGAACACCAUCACCUCUCCCAGGCUAGCUGCUCUGACCUACAAAUGCAUGGGGGACCAGUGGACGGUGCACUGUCGUGUGAUCCGAGAGAAGAACCUCUGUCAGGACAUGAGGUGGUACCAGCGCUGCUGUGAAACCUGUAGGGACUUUUAUGCCAAGAAAAUACUGCACAAGAGCUAAUGACCAAAUGCACCUACUUUUCCUCUACAUAACGCUCCUUUUUGUAAAUGUUUUUAAUAUUGUUAAAUGUUUCUACUGUUGAUGAAACUUAUUGUAUUUAAAAAAGAAAAGAAAAUGGCAAGUACACAUAAAUGUACAUUUUAAA
This is a messenger RNA of Etheostoma spectabile (orangethroat darter), 3650 nucleotides long. RefSeq names its product ADAM metallopeptidase with thrombospondin type 1 motif, 17 (gene adamts17). Gene Ontology annotation, biological process: proteolysis; extracellular matrix organization. Lineage: Eukaryota; Metazoa; Chordata; Actinopteri; Perciformes; Percidae. The record is from RefSeq and is a predicted model, not a curated record. Gene Ontology annotation, molecular function: metalloendopeptidase activity. Gene Ontology annotation, cellular component: extracellular matrix.